CUGCCGGGGAAACGGAGUACUGAGGGUGUAGGGGAUUGUGCCGGUGCACUAGAAACUCCCGCCAUUUCGAAAGGGAAUUAACCUCUUGAUUGAUCCAGGUUAUUUUUUUCGUAACGCUCGCUAACGCUGUUAUCCAACGGGGAGACGCGCCGACAGUGCGAAAAUGCCGGGUAGAUCAAACGACAGCGGGCCUAGUUUGCACUGACUUUCGGGACUGUACAAAAACGCGCGCCAGACUCGCCUGCCGAGCUGCGACCGAUGCCGCGAGUUUGAUUUCGGUGCGGUUUCGCGUCCUUUCAAGUCAAACCGGAGCUAAAAGUUUCCGAACUUCUCUCCAGAGACACGUCCAGGAGCCCGUUUUACCCACCCGACUCAGCGUGAGACCACCAUGACGCCGCUACCGGAGGAGAGAAGAGGGAUGCAAUGAGGCGGCUGACACGAAGCGCACUGUUAUUGUUUUGCAACGAGAUAGCGAUCCAGCCUGCUAGCUAGCUAGCCAGCUAGCUGCUACACGUUGGGUGCCGGGCCUGCCGGCGGUAACGUGAGCCUCGCUAACACAUUCCGGGGACAUUUGGAUACAUGCUGAGGACAUACUGUUGUAUAUUGUUGUGCUGAGUUGCUGAUAGAAAUAUCCGAGUUCGACUUUGGCACCCGUGCCAAUCUGUGCGUUUGAAAUGGCACCGCUUUUGGGCCGGAAACCUUACCCACUGGCUAAGCCGCUAGCCGAGCCACCAGGCCCGAGAGACGAGGUCUACAUCAUCGAGCACACCAAGGAGGCCUUCAGGAACAAAGAGGAGUAUGAGGCACGCUUGGAGAGGUAUAGUGAGCGUAUCUGGACUUGCAAGAGCACUGGAAGCAGCCAGCUGACGCACAACGAGGCCUGGGAAGAGGAACAAGAAGUCACUGAACUGCUUCAGGAAGAGUAUCCCCAGUGGUUUGAGAAGCCGGUGCUGGAGAUGGUCCACCACAACACAGUGUCUUUGGACAAACUGGUUGAAAUGGCCUGGGUGGAGAUCCUUACCAAGUAUGCCGUGGAUGAAGAGUGUGACUUCCUGGUGGGAAAGGACAAAAGUUUGCAAGUGAAAGUGGUAAAGAUCCACCCCCUAGAAAACCCAGAGAGCGAGACAGGGGAGAAGAAGCUUGAAGGUGCCUGCGACUCGCCGUCCAGCGACAAGGAGAACGCAAGUCAAGAGAACCAGAGGAAGGAGCCUCCCCCCAGAGAGGAGGAGAACCGGAGGGAGAGUCUCAGUGACAGAGCGCGACGUUCCCCAAGGAAACUUGCUACUGCUACGAAGGAGGAGAAGAGGAAGUGGGUAAUGCCCAAAUUCCUUCCUCAUAAGUACGACGUAAAGCUCAUCAGCGAGGAUAAGGUCAUCAGUGAUGUCCCUGCAGACAGUCUUUUCAGAACGGAGCGCCCUCCGACAAAGGAGAUCAUUCGCUAUUUCAUCAGGCACUAUGCCCUGAGGCUGGGCAUGGGAGAGAGCGCUCCCUGGGUGGUCGAGGACGAACUGGUGAAGAAGUUUAACCUGCCCAGCAAAUUCAGUGACUUUCUUCUUGAUCCGCAUAAGUUUUUAGCAGAGAAUCCUUCGGCGAAGCGUAGGAGCUUGACAUCUCCAGAGGGUAAACCUAGCAAGAAGCUUAAGACCUCUGAUACACCAGGAGAGGAUUCGGGAAAUGAGAAGGGGGAGAAGAAAAGGAAAAAGAAGGACGCUUUGGGCAUGCCCCUCAGUCCCACCAUCUGGGGCCACAUGCAGAAAAUCAAAAUGAAUGGGUCUCCACUCAAUGUUAAAAACUCAGGCACUCCUAAGAAAGGAGAAGGCAAAGGCUCCGCACCCUCCACUCCGAAAUCGAGCAGAAAGUCUGGAGACAAAAAAGAAGGAAAGAAAACCGGAAAGAAUGGUGAUAAGAAGCUUAAUGUGCUCAAAGCUAAAAAGGAUGGCAAAGGUGGUGCUAAGACACCGAAGAUGAAGCAGAUGACUCUGUUGCAUCUGGCUAAGAGCAGCCCUGCUGGGAGCCCUAAGAAGAGAGUCCGAAGUACUGGCAUGGGUACACCUAAACUAGGGAAGCCACUGCACCCUAUGGCUCUCCACCUCCUUCGUUACUAUAAGGAGCACAAGGGAAAAGAUGACAAAAAGAAUUCCCUCUCCUCUCUCAUCUCCAAGGCUGCAAAGACCUUAUCCCCAGACGAUCGCAGUCGUCUGCCGGAGGAGCUCAGGGAGCUGGUGCAGAAACGCUGGGAGCUUCUGGAGCAAAAGAAACGAUGGGCAGCCAUGAGCGAAGAGGAACGACAGGAAGAGAUGAAGAAGCGGCGCGAGGAAGUCAAAGAGAAACUACGAGAAAAGGCCAAGGAGAGACGCGAGAAGGAGAUGUUGGUCCGCCGCGAACAAUCCCGUAGAUACGAGGACCAGGAAAUCGAAGAUGGCAAGACCCUGCCGGCAUUCAAGCUUGUAGACAUGCCAGAGGGCUUGCCCAACACCCUGUUUGGUGAUGUGGCCAUGGUCGUGGACUUCCUUCACUGCUAUGCCGGGCUGCUCAUGCCGGAUGACCAGUAUCCCAUCACAGCAGUUGCCCUGAUGGAAGCAUUGGCUGGGGAACGGUCCGGCUUCCACUACCUGAACCGAGUGCUGGUGGUGCUUCUCCAAACGAUGCUGCAGGACGAGCUCGCAGAAGGCUACAGUGAGCUCGAUAUGCCCUUAUCUGAGAUCCCCCUCACCAUGCACUCUGUGUCAGAGCUUGCGCGGUUGUGUCUUCGUCCGUGUGACGCUCACGGCGAGGAGAGUGGCCAGGGCUCAGUGGACUCUGGGCCCAUGGGGGGUUUUGACGACGUGGUGACCAGCGAGUUCCUGGAGAAGCUCGAGACAAUCGAGGUGUUUGAGCUUGGCCCCGAAGAGAAGGUCAACCUGCUGCUGGCUCUGUGCCACCGCAUCCUCAUGACCUACUCGGUGGAAGACCACGUCGAUGCAAUGCACCAGCGAUCGGCUGAGCUGUGGAAGGAGCGCCUGGCAAUGCUGAAAGAGGUCAACGACCGCAAGAAGGCUGAGAAGAAGAAGCGGAAGGAGAUGGAAGGUGAAAAGAAAAAGGACGGGGGUACUAAGAAGGAAGUCAAAAAGGAAGUUAAGGUGGAGCCGGAGCCGGAGGACAUGAUCAGCUCAGUGAAGAGCCGGCGGCUGAUGUCCAUGCAGGCCAAGAAGGAGAAAGAGGAGAUGGACAGGCAGAACAAAGAGCGUAUGGAGAAAGAGGCGGAAGAGGAACGGAUGCGUAAACAGAGGGCCACUGCAGAAAGAGCCUUCCAGGAUGGAAUAACUAAAUCCAGACUUGUCAUGCGCAGGACCCCACUGGGUACAGACAGGAAUCAUAACAGAUACUGGCUCUUCUCGGACGUGGUUCCUGGUCUGUACGUGGAGAAAGGCUGGGUGCAUGAAAGCAUUGACUACAGCUUCACCCCUCCACCCGAAGACAAACCAGCCGACCCCGAGGUGGAAGAGGAGGAGGACGGGGAGUCUUCCACUGCUAAUGACUCUCAAGUCACAGUAGCAGAGAAGGAUGAUGGAAGCAUAGAUGGUGCCAUUAGUGAAGGAGCCCAGCAGGGGGCAGCACCUGACGUCUGUAUAGAAACAACUGCUCCCAACCAGGGACAGAACCUCUGGUUCAUAUGUGACAACCCAGCUGAGCUGGAGGAGUUGGUGGAAGGUCUUCAUUCUCAGGGGGUCAGAGAGAGUGAACUGAAGGCAAAAAUACAAAGCAGGUAUCAGGACAUCCUCCACUCCAUCCAUUUGACCCGUAAGGGCAAAUUGGGCCUCAGGACCUGUGAUGGCUAUGAAGAGCUGCUCAAAUACCUGCGCAGUGACAUACAGGAGGUAGCCUCACGGCUUCAGAAGGGCGGCCUGGGUUACCUGGAUGACAACAUAGACAUCGAACAGCAGUUGAAAGAAACAGAGAGCUUGAAAGACUUUGGCGAGUGCAUCAUCACCAUUCAGGCUUGUGUAAUCAAAAAGUUCCUGCAGGGAUUCAUGGCCCCCAAGCAGAAAAAGAAGAAGAGGCAAGGGGGCGAAGAAAGCAGCAAGGCUGAAGAGGUGGAUGAGGAGAAGAGACUGGCAGAGGAGGCCAGGGUAGCUACGGCGGUAGAGAAGUGGAAGACGGCUAUCAGAGAGGCCCAGACCUUUUCCCGCAUGCACGUGCUGCUGGGAAUGUUGGACGCUUGCAUAAAGUGGGACAUGUCUGCUGAGAACGCUCGCUGCAAAGUCUGUCGCAGGAAAGUGCUCAGGCAGGGCCCAUCUAUUCUGAAGCUGAUGGAGUCUAGGCCCAGAUCCAGAAAGUGCAGCAUGCUCAGAGCAGAACAGUCAAGUAGUGUCAGGCAGGUCUACAUACAGAGCUGGCCGUCCCGCAGACCAACAGGUGAUGAUGAGAAACUCAUCCUCUGUGAUGAGUGUAACAAGGCUUUCCACCUGUUCUGCCUGCGACCGGCCCUGUACCGCAUCCCGGCCGGAGAGUGGCUGUGUCCUGCCUGCCAGCCCACCGUGGCCCGACGUGGCUCUAGGUCGAGGAACUAUAACCAAGACACAGAGGAAGAAGAGGAUGAGGAGGAGUCUGAAGAGGAGGACUCUGAUGAAGAUGAAGAGGACGAGGAGGAAAAUGACUACAAAGCCAUGGGUCACAGCUUGAGGCCAAGGAAGAAGAAUAAGCAGUCUUCAUCCCGGCAGAAAACCUCAAAAAGUAAAUCCAAGACGCAGUCCUCUUCAGGUAGUCAGAGCAGUAAACAGAGAACUGGCCCCAACAGCCCUGCAGACAUUGACGAACUGGUGCGACAGAGUUCACAGUCAGGAGUGCGCAGGCAGGCGUUGGUACUGGAGAGGUGCGAGGAAAUCCUCAAGAAGCUGAUGAAAUUCCGCUACAGCUGGCCGUUCAGGGAGCCAGUGUCCAUAGAGGAGGCAGAGGACUACUUGGACAUCAUCUCCCAGCCCAUGGAUUUCCAGACGAUCCUGGGAAAGUUCAGCCAGGGUGCGUAUCGUCACGCCCAGGACUUCCUGGAAGACUUGAAGCUGGUCUUCUCCAACGCAGAGGAGUACAACCAGCAGGGCAGCACCGUGCUCUCCUGUAUGGUCAAGACGGAGCAGACCUUCACCGAGCUGCUACAGAAGCUACUGCCUGGCCUCAGCUACCUCCGUCGGCGCUCACGCAAACGCAUCAGCCAAGUACCUGCAACAUCCGAGGAAGAUGAGGAAGAGGAAAAUGACGAGGAGGAAGAGGAGGAGGAUGAAGAAGAGCAGGAAGAGGAGCCAAAGAAGAAGAUGCAGAAUGGCAAAUCAAGCAGGAAGAAACUCAGAAGCGGUCGUGGACAGAGGGACGAGGAAAGCGAGAGUGAGGAGGAGGAAGAAGAUGAGGAUGAUGACAGCAGGAGGAGAAGCAAGCGGACCUCGGCCACCUCCAGCAGGAAGGAUUACAGGGAGCAGGAUAGCGAUGGCGAGCGUGACACACGGAGAACUCGUCAGCGGGGGGGGCGGGGCGACACUGGGGGGGCGAGCAGCGACGAGGACCGGUCCAGCCAGCAGCGACAUUCCAAGAGACAGAAACGCUCAUGAAGUCUCUCUGCUUUAACAGAUUAUGUCCUGCUCCUCUUGAAAACAAAAUUUUAAAAAAAUCAAGACCCCUCCCAUCUCCUCCCACAUCCAGCGAGGCUCAAUCCUCAGAAGGACAUUUUUUGUGUUUUUGAAUUUUUGUUCAUAUUUUGAACAACCAACAAGAAAACUGAUUUAUAUUUGUAAUGUUGAAUAUUGGUGAUGUUUUUGUUCAACCAAGAAAAGAGAUGAUGGAGAGGUCCUUAUAGCUCUUAAGACUAUUUGAUUUGAAGUUCAGUUCCAAGGUGACAACCCCACACACUUUGUUAUUUCUUUUUUUCACAUUUUCUCUCCCAACACAGCGGCCCAGUGUAAUCAGAUGUCUGCCUUCAUUCAUAGUUCAGCCAUCACUUUACUGGGGCGUUUCGGAGUAGUCCAGCUGUAAGAUGUCAAUCCCGCUCACUGUCAACAGCCCCGAUGGCUGAUUUAUGAAAUAUUGUCCUCUGUAAACCGCCCUCACUACUAAUCAUCUUGCAACCAAGAUUAUCUUGGGUCAAAUGCAGGUGUAUUAUAGAUAAACACAAUAGUAUUUUACUAGUCCUAGUAGUUGUUUUCCAGCCCAGGCUGUGGGUCGUGACUACAGGAUCACACAUGUAGUCACAUCACUUUUAAUGCAAAGGGAAAAACCAAACUUUUCAUCCCAGCUCCUAGUGCCAAGAUGUUUUUUUUGUUGUUUUUUUUCUAUUCAAAAAAAAGAGGGACCCUACUUGGGGUCUCUUUCUUGGUGUGCAGAGCUGACCAGCCUUUCCUCCUCGGUAGUGCCCUGUCACAAAAAAAAGAACCGGUACCUCAGUGCUCCGUCAGUUUGCACUCCUUCUGUGUCAAGUGCACCUUCUAUGCCAGCAGCUGCAGGACCACACUUUGUUGAGAUCGUGUGCAUAAACAUUUGUAAACAGUGUUUAAAAAAAAUGACAAAUGUGAUGUUUGUUAGGAAAAAACGGGCAUUUUUUAAAUAUUUGAUAUUUUUUGCACAUUUUAUUUGGUAUUGUAAUAAUGACGACUUGUUGAUCUUAAUCACAUCCAAGUAAAUCGCAGGGUGUAACCAGGGCUCUCUCCGUCGACGCAGAGAACACGGUGGGAGUUGUUGUCCUUUGCGUUCUCGCAGCAGAAACUCACUUGCAUGUACAUUUUGUAACAAAACACCCAAAUGACCACCGUCAUUGCUUUUAUGUGGAAUUAGUGACACAAACACUCGUAGGUUUAAAAUCAACUCCUCAGAGGUGAAUGAAGGCUUUCCGCAAUGUCAUGGUUCGAUCACCAGGUGGCGCUCUCCUCCUGCUCUUUUGUCCCCAGUGUCGUCCCGCUAUGACACCUGACUGCCACUGUUAUGCGCCCUCGCUGUGUAUUACGAGCAGGGGAACUCCGUACUGCUGGUUUUGUAGUGACUGGUGGAGACCCGCUGCGGCAGAUUGAUUUUAUUUUUGAAUCCGUCACUAAACGGUCACUAAAAGGUUUCUCUCUGUGGCGAGGUUGCCAUCACACUGAUGAGGCAGUGGUUGGUUUUCCCUCUUCUGUCUUGUUCUGUACUGUUCUAGUUUUCUAGUGCUGUUAUCAUUGAGACUUCACUGAUUUCCUGAUUUUUUUUUUUCUUAUUUGCCCACUAAUUUGCCCCCUCUCGCCUAUUUGUUUGAGUUUGGCUUUGCUCCUGACAUGAUUGACAGUAGUUUCAAUCACUGUUACGAGUGUUUGACAUAUCCACCAACAAGCAAAAGACAACUGUCCCUCUCCAAAUGAGACCAGACUGUAAAUGCUUUUCUUAAUUCUUUGAGGAGCCGCAAAAGUCUUUUACACUUCCUUUUUUUAUAUAUAUUUAUAGUCUCUAAAGCUGUGUUUGGGCAGACUCGGAGGAUUUACAUGUAAAGAAUUUCCAAUAAAGGCUAAGGACGAAGACCGUCGUUCUCCGUUUUGUUUGUGUUGAGCUGAUGAGCGUCCCCAGGUCCGACGAGACCGACAUCCCUGCCAUCUGUAAACCUUGUGAAAGACGAUGAACAGGGAGGAAAGCGGUGCUAUCCGUGACCACCGACCAAUGUCUAAUUUUACUUUUUAAUAAAAUAUCCAAUUGUG
This is a messenger RNA of Scophthalmus maximus (turbot), 7679 nucleotides long. It is a transcript of the gene baz1b, whose product is annotated as bromodomain adjacent to zinc finger domain, 1B. Gene Ontology annotation, molecular function: histone H2AXY142 kinase activity; protein binding. Gene Ontology annotation, biological process: chromatin remodeling. The record is from RefSeq and is a predicted model, not a curated record. The transcript is spliced from 22 exons. Lineage: Eukaryota; Metazoa; Chordata; Actinopteri; Pleuronectiformes; Scophthalmidae. Bases 675 to 5579 code for a protein of 1634 amino acids. Gene Ontology annotation, cellular component: WICH complex.